Messenger RNA from Botrytis byssoidea, 714 nucleotides. RefSeq lists its product as uncharacterized. The transcript has a single exon. The coding region runs from base 1 to 714 and encodes 237 amino acids. The record is from RefSeq and is a predicted model, not a curated record. Lineage: Eukaryota; Fungi; Ascomycota; Leotiomycetes; Helotiales; Sclerotiniaceae.
AUGAACGUCUCACCAUUAUUCGGACAGCACCAAAGCUUAUGGACAGUCUUCCUUUUACGGACGGCGAUCGACAAGCUGGCCAGAAAGAACUACAACAUCGCUCGAGCCAGACCAGGGGAGAGUAAGCAAUGCCUCUACUUUCGACUCGAAGCUCUGCAACAAGAACUUACGCAAGAACAACUUGCUUCUAUAAUUGCAGAAUUCCGGGCCUGCCAGUAUGGACCUGCAGAUGUGGGUUGUGCCCCACAGCAAGAAUGCAAUCCGCAGGGCCAGCAACAACAACCCCCACCAAAAAAUGCGGAGAUUGGUGCAAGGAAUGAUGAGGCACAGGAUGAUGAUUCGAGAGACCGCAUGUUAAGGCUGGAACUGAUGUUUGAAGAUUUUCAAGAGCACGCCUUAGUGCAGGAAACACGAAUCGAGCGCCUUGUAAAUCGCAACACAGAGUUACAAGCACAAUACAAUGAGUCCCAGAAUCUCGUCACAGAACUGAGAAUGCAAAGCGAUAACUCUGAGACUCGCGUCACAGAGCUAGAGGCAAAUGUUACCCGCCAAAACGCUCGUCUGGCUAGACAAAGGGUCCAGCGUAGGAUUCGAUCGAACAGGAAAAGAGCUCGUUUGAGAAGAGCAGGCCGAAGACUUAGACGACAGAGUCAACGGUUGUUUGAUGCAGCGCAAGAUGUACACGGCUUGGCUGAUGGAUGGAGAUGGAUCUGA